Messenger RNA from Papaver somniferum (opium poppy), 1173 nucleotides. RefSeq lists its product as uncharacterized. NCBI's taxonomy places the organism in Eukaryota, Viridiplantae, Streptophyta, Magnoliopsida, Ranunculales, Papaveraceae. The coding region runs from base 1 to 1173 and encodes 390 amino acids. The transcript has a single exon. The record is from RefSeq and is a predicted model, not a curated record.
AUGCAUCAGCCUCAAGGAUUUGUUGAUCCUGAUCACCCUGAUUACGUAUGUCGACUACGCAGAUCGUUAUAUGGUCUCAAGCAGGCUCCUCGGGCGUGGUUUCAGAGAUUUGCCAAGUUUAUCACAGGUUGUGGUUUCCGUGGUAGUGUAUGUGAUCCCUCACUUUUUGUUCAUCAAUCAGGAUCUGAAACGGCAUACUUACUUUUAUAUGUUGAUGACAUUAUUUUGACUGCCUCUACUGAUGCUCUCCUAUGCCGCUUCAUUGAUUUGAUGAAGAGAGAGUUUGCUAUGUCUGACCUUGGUCCAUUACAUCAUUUUCUGGGCAUCACUGUUACUCGUUCAUCCUCAGGAUUAUUUUUGUCUCAGUCAUUAUAUGCACAAGACAUCAUCGCGCUUGCCUCCAUGACAAAAUGUAAUCCAGUGACUACUCCGGUCGACACAAAUUCCAAGCUCAGUGCUACCUCUGGCCCGGCACUUUCGGAUCCGACUCUAUACAGAAGCCUAGCGGGUGCUCUUCAGUACCUCACUUUUACUCGGCCAGAUAUUUCAUACGCAGUUCAGCAGGUAUGUCUAUUUAUGCAUGAUCCCCGUGAGCCUCACAUGCAUGCCCUCAAGCGAAUCCUUCGCUAUCUUCAGCGCACCAUCAACCACGGACUAUUUCUCUCGGUCUCCUCUAUCUCUGGCUUAACAGCAUACUCUGAUGCUGACUGGGCGGGUUGUCCUGAUUCUCGACGAUCGACAUAUGGUUUUUGUGUCUUUCUUGGUGACAAUCUCAUCUCCUGGUCCUCCAAGCGUCAAGGCACAGUCUCUCGAUCCAGUGCUGAAGCUGAAUACCGGGGAGUAGCAAAUGCGGUUGCUGAAACAACAUGGCUUCACAAUCUUCUUCUAGAGCUCCGACUACCUCUACGACGUGCUACUAUUGUUUACUGUGACAAUGUAAGUGCGAUAUAUAUGUCUGGAGAUCCUGUUCAACAUCAACGCACCAAACAUGUGGAGAUUGAUAUACAUUUUGUUCGUGAACGAGUUCGUAUUGGUGCCAUUCAAGUCUUACAUGUUCCCUCUGAGAACCAAUAUGCUGACAUCUUUACCAAGGGGCUUCAUCGACAGCUAUUUGUUCGCUUUCGUUCUAGUCUUAGCGUUUGUUCAUCUCCCGCUCAGACUAAAGGGGUGUAA